AUGGAAUCUGAUCAGCAGAGGACAUUUUGCAAAGUAUUUAAAAAUGCCAUGUUUCCUAAUGGUUAUGCAUCUGAUAUACGCCGUAAUGUGCAUGUUAAGGAGAAAAAGAUAACUGGGCUAAAGAGCCAUGACAACCAUGUCCUUUUGCAAGACUUGCUGCCACUUGCAGUGAGAAGAACAUUACCAGAAAGAGUUAUUCGCAUAAGUGACAUGCAAAGGUUGCAGGAUGAAAUAGCUGAGACCUUGAGCCUUCUUGAGGCCAUAUUCCUCCCAUCAUUUUUUGACAUUAUGGUGCAUUUGAUGGUUCAUCUUCCAGCACAAGCAAUGAUAGCUGGUCCAGUACAUUUUUGCAGCAUGUGGGCUGUAGAGAGGUAUAUAGGAAAGCUCAAGGGACAUGUCCACACCAGAAGUCAUGUGGAAGGAUCAAUUGCAGAGGGCUAUUUGUUUGAUGAGAGCUUGACAUUUUGCUCACACUAUUUGGAUGAUGAGAGUCAGUUGAAUCGAGCUAGGAAUGAUGGAGGUUUGGAUAUGGAAGUUGAUGAUACAACUCCUUUCUUCCACAACAUUGGUCGAGGGCUGGCUGGCAAGUGCAUGGUGAUGUUAGAUAACAAAACUUGGCUGCAAGCCCACAGAUACGUCUUGUUCAAUUAUGACAACAUAGAACCAUACCUAGACAAACAUAUGGAUUACCUUUCUUCUAUUGGUGUUCGAAGUCAUCGAGAAGUCAAGUGUGUGCAUUACGAGACCUUUCAUGAGUGGUUUAAAUUGCACGUGGCAGAAAUGGGCGAUGAAGCACCUCAUGAGAUAAAAAUAUUAGCUAAAGAGCCAAACUUGGUUGCUAUGAAGUAUAGUAGCUACACUAUAAAUGGGACAGACUUUCAUACACAAUCAUAUGAUGAGGGCCGGUCAUUCCAGAGUAGUGGAGUAGCUCUUGUUGCACAAACCACAUCCUUUGCAAAAGGAAAAGGUGACAAUAUUAGUGUAAGAAACAAGACCUAUUAUGGCAUUAUAAAGGAAAUUCUUGAGUUGAAUUAUCAACAUGAAGGGAAAGUAGUGUUGUUCAAAUGUGACUGGGUUGAUAAUCGUGUAGAAGAUGAAUGGGUGCAAACUGAUCAGUUUGGAAUCACUUCUGUGAAUUUCAAGCAUUUUUUCAAUACCGGUGAGAAAAUAUCAGACGAGCCCUUCAUAUUAGCCACACAAGCAACUCAAGUUUACUAUGUUGAAGAUCCCAUUGAUGCUGAGUGGUCUACUGUUGUUGUUCCAUCAUUAUAUGACAUAGAAGAAUCUAAAGAUGACAAUGGUAAUGUUUUAUGUGUGACGUUGCCUGAUCCGUGUACUGCUAUACGUGUGAGUGUUGCGGAUGGAUGCAUUGGUUCUGCUAGGACAGAUAUAGAUGGACUAGUUCUUAAAACAAGUGAUAUUGAAAAAAGGGGAAAAAUGGCAAGCGCAAACGGAAGAGCUAAAGAUGGUGGGGUCACGGAGGAACAACUGAAAGCGGUAGAGUAUGAACUACUGAGAAGCAAGACCAUUGAAGAGAAUGAUAAACGGCUAGCAGCGGUACGAGCAACAAGAGCUUCUAUGCAGGAAGAUAUGGAAGCGAACCAAGCCCCCAAAAAGAAAAGAAAGGCACCCUCCAGCGCACCUAUAAGCGCGAAUGAAGGACGUGUUUUGAGGUCUAGGGUAUCAAAAGAUCAAGAUCAUGUAGAUCCUGAGCAUCAGCCUUCCAAAGAGAUUACUUGUGAGCUUGAUGAUGAAGGUAGUCAAAAGAAAGGUGGAAGAAAAAUUACUCGAAAGGCUAACAUAUAUGCAAGGCUGAAUCAACCCAAAAUCCAUAUUCCACUUAAUGGGAAUGGCCAGCCUGUUGGGCCAGAUGCAACUGAAUUUGCCAAUUUCAUUGGUACUUUGGUGAGGAAGCAUAUAUCACCUGCAGAGUUAGAUUGGCGAGAUGUUGAUGUAGACAAAAAAUUGUUAGUGUGGGAGACCUUGAAGGCAUUUUAUGAGCUCGACUCAACCGCCUUGAGCUUUGUUCUCAACACUUCACACAUAAAAUGGAAGGAUUGGAAGUCAGAUUUAAAGAGGUACAAGUUUGAUGCUGCGCUGACUGAUGCACAACUUAUGAAAAGACGUGAUAGCAGAAUUAGUGAAGCUGAUUGGAAGACCCUUAUUACUUAUUGGAGAUCUUCGGCAUUUGAAUCUCGUAGUGCUAUCGCCAAAAAGAAUCGUGCCAAUGCAGUGCCUCAUACAUCUGGCAGCAAGAGUCAUGCCCGUGUUGCCAAUGAAAUGGCUGUCAAACUUGGGCAUGAUCCUCGAAGAGAUGAAGUUUAUAUCGAAACACAUACAUGCAAGAAAGGGGAAAGGAAAGGGAAUUAUGUGCCGCAGGCAGCAGCAACAAUUAAGGAACUCAUAGAGAAAGGUGAACAGCACCCCGAAUGGAAGGAAAAAAACAUUAAAGAAGGUGAUCUGUUUGCACGUGUAUGUGGAAUGAAGGAGCCCAGGGGUCGUGUCCGUGUGUUAGGUCUAGGGCCAACACCUCAAGAUUUGGGCACACCGGGUACACGGGGUAAAUUGAGCACAAGAGUUCUAGUUGAAAUGGAAGGGCGUCGAGAAGCUGAAAAUCGCUUUAACAUGCUGGAGGGGCAUGUGCUACAAAUGCAGGAACAGAUGAACCGAAUGGAAUUGAUGUUAGCUUCACAAGGAGGGCAUAAUCUGGAAACUCCUAGCUCGCAGCACGGUUCCAAUUCUCGACAAAACUCAAGAGCUGAAGCUGAGGAUAAUAACGAUGGUGAAGAAGAUGAUGAACAGGAUGAUGAAGAACCCUUUGUUCAUAGAAGAGUUGUUGCAAAGCCCCCUUCAAGAAGCUCAUCAGCCUAUGAAGAUGAAAGCCUUAUUGGUAUGGAUGUGCUUCUAUAUGCAUGGACUGGUCCUGAAACUCCUGUUGCUAAGGCAACAAUUAUCUCAGUUGACCCAGACACUAUUGUGGGCGGAGAGCCCCUUGGACUAGGAACUUAUGAGGUUCUUGUCAAUGUUGCGAUCAGAAGGGAUGCUACUUUGCCUUUUGAAGAUGAAGGUUUACAAAUUAUCGCUGAUGCUGUCACAAGGUCCAUUGCAUGGCCAUCUAGCAAGGUUGAUUCAGUUUGA
Triticum urartu is the source of this 3138-nucleotide messenger RNA. The record is from RefSeq and is a predicted model, not a curated record. Lineage: Eukaryota; Viridiplantae; Streptophyta; Magnoliopsida; Poales; Poaceae.